Messenger RNA from Leptopilina boulardi, 423 nucleotides. It is a transcript of the gene UQCR-6.4, whose product is annotated as cytochrome b-c1 complex subunit 10. Bases 159 to 314 code for a protein of 51 amino acids. The record is from RefSeq and is a predicted model, not a curated record. NCBI's taxonomy places the organism in Eukaryota, Metazoa, Arthropoda, Insecta, Hymenoptera, Figitidae. Gene Ontology annotation, cellular component: mitochondrial inner membrane. The transcript has 2 exons. Gene Ontology annotation, biological process: mitochondrial electron transport, ubiquinol to cytochrome c.
GUCGUCUGCUAGUAAAAUUUGUAACCUUCAACUUUGUUAAAGUUUGACACUAAUUUUUUAGAAAUAAUUAAAUAAAUAGUUCAACAUUAUAUUCUAAUUUAGUAUUCAAAGACUACACAAAUUUAUUAUUUCCGUUUUCAAGAAGACUUUAAACGAAAAUGAAAUUAGGAAAGAAACACGUUGAACUAGCUGUUAAAUGGACACCUACACUUAUGACGUACGGUGCAGCUUCCGGACUGGCAGCAUUAUGGAUUAUAGAUUGGAAAACAGUUCUUCAACAUGUUCCCUACUACGGAGGAAAAUUUAAAGAAUAAAUAUGAAGAAUAAUUGAAAAAUUUUUGUUAUGAAAAAUUUAUUAGGUUAACUUAGUGGACAUACGUGUACCAUGAAUCUAUUAUAUGUCUAAAUAUAAGCUAAAAAUAA